AUGCUCCCGGAGGAGGUGUUUAGCAGAUGGAAGACUACUUUGGAUAUUCGGUAUGAUAAACAGUUUGUGAAGAUUAAGACCGGUAACAUCAGGAAGUUGGAAAAGUUAUUGUGCUUGAAGGUUAGAAGUGACACAAGCACACAGGUGGAUUCAAGAAUAUUCAAUUAUACACCUUUGGUCCUCCCGGAGGAGGUAAAAAGAGUAUUGUGUGUGGAUCCAAAAUUUAGAUUAACUCCAAGAAGAGCGGAUGUCCAUCCGGUUACAAUCAUUAAAGAAGUGGAAUAUUGUGUCAGUAAUCUUCCGAUGAUGGAGGAAGAUCCUGUAGCUGAACAAGAGGGACGGAAUACGUUAAUAUCUAAGAUAGUUAAUAUCAUUCUGAAUUAUUAUAAGAAGCCGGAGCCUAAGUGUGGCGAUCAGUUUAGGAAGGAUGUCAUGUCAAUAAGAAAAUUUUUUAAAGAACAUGAUGAGGUCCUGGUGAUGAGAGCUGACAAGGGGAAUUCGACGGUGGUAAUAUGUUGGGCUCAUAAACCAGGGUGUAAACUAAGACCAGUUGUUAGCUGCAUUGGAUCUCCUGGUUACAAGCUUGCCAGGUUUCUCCACACAAUUUUACUUUCUAUAUCAACAACAUGUAGGUAUAGAGUUAAAAAUUCACUAGAAUUUGUGGAGAAAGUCAAGUCAUUGAUAUUACCACCUGGGUAUAUCAUGGUAUCUCUUGAUGUUGUCUCACUUUUUAUUAAUAUUCCAAGAAGCUUGGUUUUAGAGAUUCUAGAUGAGAGAAAACGAAUAAGAGACUUAUUGGUUAAUAACAAUUACCCUUGUAGGCUGAUUAACAGAUGUUUGAAUGAAUAUACACCAGUGAGUAAGAAGAACAGGAAUUUGUUGAUCAACUAUUUUAGAUUCCCUUUCAUCAAAGAUUUGUCUCCACGGAUUGACAACUGUAUCAGAGAAAGUUUCAGCAGACUAGCGUAUUACAAUCUAUUGACUGCCAACUAUGUUUAUUCAAGACUCAAAGAUCAGAUCCCUAAGAUAGAUAAAUCCAAUCUUAUCUAUAAGGUGCCUUGUUCUUGUGGCUAUUGUUACAUAGGACAAACUAAGCAGAGACUCGGGGAUAGAUUGAGACACCACAGGUAUGAUUGCAAGGCCAUUAAUAUACUUAAAGAAAAUAAGACAGCACUGGCUAGUCACUACUUUGAUACAGGAGACCAGUUCGACUUUGAUAACACGUGUAUUCUACAUCAAGAACGUAAUAGAGCAAAAAGAAAUUUUUGUGAAAUGGUGUAUAUCAAGACAAACAGGACGAUCAAUCUGAGAUCCGACACGCAAGGACUAAGUGCUAUAUACAACGGCAUACUUCAAUUUUGCAAAGAGGAUUGA
This is a messenger RNA of Cotesia congregata, 1374 nucleotides long. The record is from the annotation of a GenBank genome assembly. Lineage: Eukaryota; Metazoa; Arthropoda; Insecta; Hymenoptera; Braconidae.